AUGUACGAGAAUGCAUUCAUCGAAAAACAUCAAAUUGAAUUACUGACACUGAAUAUUAAUCGCAAGGAUUUUGCCCAUGCGAUUAGCUGUAUCGCUGGCGAUCUGCACUCAAAUGAUGCAUCCCCGUUAGUGCGUCGUGCAUUGCAUGCAUCCGCUCAUCCGGUGCUGUUUCUGACGGUUGCCGUGGGAUCAGCCAUGUAA
Molecule: messenger RNA, 201 nt
Organism: Anisakis simplex (herring worm)
Lineage: Eukaryota; Metazoa; Nematoda; Chromadorea; Rhabditida; Anisakidae
Source: the annotation of a GenBank genome assembly